Molecule: messenger RNA, 3164 nt
Organism: Corythoichthys intestinalis (scribbled pipefish)
Lineage: Eukaryota; Metazoa; Chordata; Actinopteri; Syngnathiformes; Syngnathidae
Product: diacylglycerol O-acyltransferase 1-like
Exons: 17
Coding region: 187-1710 (507 amino acids)
Biological process (GO): triglyceride biosynthetic process
Cellular component (GO): endoplasmic reticulum membrane
Molecular function (GO): diacylglycerol O-acyltransferase activity
Source: RefSeq, a predicted model, not a curated record
UUGGGACAGUGCGGAAAUACAAAUUCUGGGCGGAUUUGUUUGACGACUGUAUUAGUUCUUCCUUCCCUUUUUCAUUUACUUGGCCCUAUCCUCCCAUGUGAGGCAAUACCCUGCAUUAACUAUGCUAGUACUCGAAGUGAACAAACGACGUAAACAGUAGGCUUAAAACUUUUUCCUCCGGGCGCCAUGGGAGAAUCGGACCCUACCGGGGCCUUGAGCCGCAGGCGAAGGGCUACAUUUGCGGCGGGGAAAGGAGUGAGUAUGCAGCCGAUGAAUGAAAAGUGUUCGUCUGCGAGUCAACUCUCGUUAGCCGCCUGCAGAAAGACAGACAGCGAACCGGGCAAAGUUGACCGCUUGUUUGAAACAACCGGGCCCACCACCAAAUGUGACAAAAAGAAACGGAAGAAUGACAUAAACGAAAGAUUAAGCUGCCACAAGACACAAGAAUCCCUGCUGACUUCCUCGAGUGGGUACAAUAACUACAGAGGGAUUCUAAACUGGUGUGUGGUGAUGCUGGUACUUAGUAAUGCCCGACUCUUCCUAGAAAACCUGUUAAGAUAUGGGAUUCUGGUGGACCCGAUUCAAGUGGUUUCCUUAUUCUUGAAGGACCCCUACAGCUGGCCUGCGGUGUGCUUGAUAAUUGUGUCCAAUGCAUUUAUCAUGGUGGCUCUUAAUACGGAAAGACAGUUGUCAAAGGGGUCAUUCAGUGAGGGCGUUGGCUGUCUUGUCCAUUGUAUUAAUUUGGGUGUCAUGUUGACAUUCCCUGCUGCAGUGGUGCUCUUCGUGCCCUCCACGACCCCAGCUGGAGGUGCGAUCGUACUCGGUACUUACACCAUUCUCUUCUUAAAGCUGUACUCCUACAAGGAAGUCAACAUGUGGUGUCGGGAGCUGAGCACCAUUAAGGCCAAGAAACUGGCGAGGUCACUGUCUUGUCCAUCAUCUCAGUACUCUAAUGGAAAGGACCAUAAAGUUUGUUACCCUGGUAACCUCACAAUGAGAGACCUUUACUACUUUACCUUUGCUCCGACUCUGUGCUAUGAGCUCAACUUUCCCCGCUCUUCCAAGAUUCGAAUGGGUUUCCUGCUCAGAAGACUUUUUGAGAUGCUAUUCCUGAUUCAGAUGUUAGUGGGUCUAACUCAGCAGUGGAUGAUUCCCAUCAUUCAAAGUUCCAUGAAGCCACUGGAGGACAUGGAUCUAUCUCGGAUGACUGAGAGACUCUUAAGAUUGGCAGUUCCGAACCACUUGCUUUGGUUGAUGUUUUUCUACUGGUUCUUUCACUCAUCUUUGAACUUCACAGCAGAGCUUCUACGCUUUGGAGACCGACAGUUCUACAAAGACUGGUGGAACUCUGAGUCUGUGACAUAUUUCUGGCAGAACUGGAACAUCCCCGUUCACAAGUGGUGUCUCCGGCACUUUUACAAGCCAUUGCUGAGGAGAGGUUUUAGUAAGAUGGUGAGCCAGUCAGCAGUCUUCUUCUUGUCAGCAUUCUUUCAUGAGUAUCUUGUGAGUGUCCCUCUGAGGAUGUUCCGUCUGUGGGCCUUUAUGGGCAUGAUGGCUCAGCUCCCACUGGCCUGGUUUGUUGGACAUUACCUGCGGGGUAACUAUGGCAACGCAGCAGUGUGGAUUUCACUCAUAAUUGGUCAACCAUUCGCCGUCCUAAUGUAUGUCCAUGACUACUACGUUCUGCAUUACCGGCAAGAGACUGACUAAUUUGAACGUAUUUGAUUCUUCAACAGUGUCUCUGUAUGUUACAUGCAAACAGAGACACUCAUGGCCAACUAUUCUGUCAUGACAGCCGUAAGAUACGUUAGUUUUAUUGACUUUAAUUUGGUUCAAUAACUUGUUUUAGUUAAGGAUGACUCGCUCAAAUGUUUAUGUCACAGUUCAAAAUUAUCUAGGUUGUUGAAAAGCCUCUCAUACAUACAUGUUCAAAUUCAGCUAAUGUGGCCUCUCAUACUCUACAUACAUCAGGGGUCUCUAAACCGGUCCUCCAAGGCUGCUGCGGGUCCCGGUUUUUGUUCCUACCGAUCGAGUCGAGACAGAUUAACCAAUAAGGUUUCUGCUAAAACAAGCAGCACCUGACUCCAAUCAACUUAUUACACUUGCAAGACACCAGAUUGGUGAAAAGGUGUCAUCUUGUUUUAUUGGAAUGAAAUCCUGCACCCACUGCCGCCCUUUGUGGAAUAGUUUGGAGACCCCUGCUCUACGUCCAUCUGGUUGGCAGAUCCUCAUGAGAGUCAUGUGGAUGCUGGAGCCACUCUAGCUGACGAUGGGCUUGGAGGCAGGGUACACCGUGUUACGGCUGCAAGCCAUUGUAGGGUACCCCCUCUAAUGGCUGCAAGCCAAUCGCUGGGCACAUGUGGAUAAUUCAGCUUUCACACUCGCCAUCAAACCUACGGACAAUUGUGAAUGUUCGAUCAGCAGACCGUGCAUGUUUUAUAGGAAGUUGGAGGCAACUGGAGUACCCAGAGAAAAACAGACGCAGGCAUGAGAAGAACAUACAAAUUUCGCACAGGAAGGACAUAGCCCAGGGUUGAACCUUGGUCUUUGUACUGUGAGGUAGUUUUACCCAGUUACACUAACCCUCUCACAUAUUGGGCCCAAAAUGACAUUCUAUCUGCUGAGAAAAAUACCUCCACCCCCAACCCCUACUCUUAAGAAAGAUAGGGAUGUUAAGGGGGAAAAAAACUUAGAUGCAAGUAUCCUUAUGCAAUUUGCUGUCACUUUAAUUUAGUAGAAAAUUGUACUUACUACAUUUAAUGUUGACACACCUGAAAAUUUUGUGAUCUAUACUAAAUUUAAACACUAUUUUGCGACUUUUUUUUUUUUUUCUUUUCAUGAAUGCACCUAUGUAUUUUCAUACAUUUACACAAGAGCGUGAUGUUUUUGUCGGUCUGUUGUUUUUUUUUUUGUUUGUUUGUUUGUUUUUUGUUUUAUUUCCCUUUUUUACUGUACUUAAUGCAUUUGUGGGUACCAAAGUGAAUAAUGCUAAAUGUCAAUGGUGAUGACAUUUAAAGUGCCUUGUGAGACAUAACAGUUGUCAAGGGGCUUCGUCAAAAUGUUACUGUGAAAUGAUUAAACUAAAAUAUGUUUUUGAAGUACAGUUUUUAAUUCGUUUUGUCAAUGUUGAGACAAAACGUAUGUUGCUGUCAAGUGAAGUAAUA